UCACGUGACUGGCGGGAACCAAGACUUUCCGAGCAGCCCGUGUCCCACCAGGUCGCGCGUGUGUGUGGAUGUGGAUGUGGAUGUGUGUGUGUACGGGCCGGGUGCCAUGUGGUGGUUCACGCAAGGCUUGUGCUUCUUGCCGGUCUUCCUGGUGGUGUGGUCCUCCUGCACCUUCAUCGUGUCCUACAUUAUCGCGCUCUUCAGACGCGACGUGGACGUCUUGUUUCCAUACAUAAGCGACACAGCGGCGACCCCCCCAGAGAGCUGCAUAUUUGGCUUGAUGACAUUUGUUUCGGCAUGUGCAGGCAUAGCCACGAUCUACGCCAGGUUCAAGUACGUGGAGAAGCUGACUGAGGAAACCAGGGUGGUGAGUCCACGUCUGAAUAGGGUGACGCUGGUGCUGGGAAUGCUGUCCUGCUUGGGAAUGUGCGUCGUGGCAACCUUCCAGGAGACCUUAGUGACGGUGGUCCACGACAUGGGAGCCUUGCUGUUCUUCGUGUCAGGCGUCCUCUACAUCAUCCUCCAAAGCGUCAUCUCCUAUAGCUCCUUCCCCUACGGAACCUCCAUCAGCGUGUGGCGAGCACGGCUGGCGGUGGCCGUCAUCGCCUCCGUGGCCUUCUUUCCCACUGUCAUUUGUGCCUUCCUGGUGAAACAAACGGACCAAAGGGAUCUUCACAGGGACACAGGAAGCAAGGACUAUCCCUUCCAUGUGGCCAGCGCCGUGUGCGAGUGGAUCGUGGCCUUCAGCUUCGUCUGCUUCUUCCUCACCUACAUCGAUGACUUUAAGAUGUUUACGCUGCGAGUUAGGACCGAGUUGGUGUCUUGAAAGGACCUCAUGAUCUUAUCUAUCUUGUGUACGACAACCACUUCCUGUAUCAUUUCACACGGUGCUGCACUUUGCUCCGCUCUUGUGACAGCAGACGUUACGAGACGUUAUUAAGUGGACACAUGAUGCGGGAGCGUGUGACACCUUUUUUUUUUUUUUUUUUUUUUACACAUUUCACCGACUUCUUCUAACGGAAUAUGUUAUGUAGAAGUCCCGGAGUUUUGACUGAACUGAUCUGUUACGUAAUCACCAUUGCUGGAUCCACCGUAUAUCACAGUAAUCUAUCACGGGCUGAAAGGGACUUGGUAAAUAACACAAACAACAUUUUUGUUUUACUACAACGUCCAUAAAAAUGACACGCACAUUAUGCAAAUUAGACACGCAAGUCCAACUGCCGCAGCUAGAUUAAAGUCCUGUGGAAAACAGUGACAGGAAUCUUCUGCUUUGGUUUAUUAUUUGACUGAUAAACAAACACUGCCAAGCCUGUCAAUAAAGACACUUUU
Doryrhamphus excisus (bluestripe pipefish) is the source of this 1329-nucleotide messenger RNA. It is a transcript of the gene dram1, whose product is annotated as DNA-damage regulated autophagy modulator 1. Lineage: Eukaryota; Metazoa; Chordata; Actinopteri; Syngnathiformes; Syngnathidae. Gene Ontology annotation, cellular component: lysosome. Gene Ontology annotation, biological process: regulation of autophagy. The record is from RefSeq and is a predicted model, not a curated record.